UGUACGCUAACUUAUCAAAUCAUGCAUGGCUAUCGGAAUGAGCGAGGCACCAGGACAAGGCGCAGCCUGUGCACUCAAAAGUCCGUUAUGUACCCAACCUGGGGCCUGGAUUCAGUCUUACCGAUCUUGAAACGAUUAUCAUUCGAUUGAACCGCAUGGUGGCUUAGGGCAGGUUGCUCUGUUGGGUCACGUGGGUAAGCACUUUGUUGGCGAAGCCGAAAGCCGCCUUCACCGCUAUCCUCCACGACGUUCAGCAAUGUCUAUACAGUACCGACAAGACAUGCCUCCACCCGGGGGCUUCGAGGCAGUCAAGUAUAAACGAAACCUUCCAUUUCGCGGACCAAGUGGACUAGUCAUUCUUGGAGCUGUGACAGCCGUGUGUGCAUAUGGUUUCUAUCGUGUUGGAAUGGGAAACUUGGAGAGAAGGGAACUUCAAAGAGAGAAAGUUUGGUCCCGCAUUCACCUCGUUCCUUUGCUAGUAGCGGAAGGGGAUCGAGAUGCGUAUCGUCGUCAGCAAGCUGCAUUGGAACGGGAGCGAGAGAUCAUGAAGGAUGUUAAAGGAUGGGAGGCUGGUAAAAGUGUUUAUAACAAUGCACGAUAUCGUUCGGCAGAAUCGAUUGUCAUUUUAUGAUUGGAUGAUUUUUAGACAUUCACAAUCAAAUUAUUAGAUCUUUUGGCGCGCAGUUGAAGAAGGUUCCAUAGAGGGGCGCCACACAGCAAAUUUAUAUCCAAAAGCGUGAUCUGAUCCCGCCAUAAUUUCUAUUAGUUCCCCCGGUGGCGAAUGGCGAUACACAAUAAGUGCCCAUAUCCUCGGUUCAAAGAUACUAGAAGUAGAACAUAGAAUUUAGGGCAGGUCAUCGUUAACUCUGA
Messenger RNA from Suillus bovinus, 870 nucleotides. Its product is annotated as B16.6 subunit of GRIM-19, NADH:ubiquinone oxidoreductase. NCBI's taxonomy places the organism in Eukaryota, Fungi, Basidiomycota, Agaricomycetes, Boletales, Suillaceae. The record is from RefSeq and is a predicted model, not a curated record. The transcript is spliced from 5 exons. The coding region runs from base 257 to 631 and encodes 124 amino acids.